UAUCAGGUUGUCGACUCGACGAGACACCUCCAGGCUCUCGAUCUGUCUUCUAUCUACCAUAUCUACUCCUUCGUGGUGUAUAUAUCUAUCGCAUUAAGCCCACCUACUGAUCCGAAUUUUUCUCGCAUCCAGAGUUGCAUGCUCUAUACCGCAGUCCUCAAACGGAAUCCCUUCCCCGCAGCAUUGCGAUACUAUAGUAGAUCCGCAAAGAUGUCGUUGAAGGCCAUAUCAUCCAAGGAUGCUGCCUCCCUCGACAAGGAUCUCAUGGAAAUAGGCGGAUGGUCCCUGGACCAAUUGAUGGAACUAGCCGGACUAUCCGUCUCUCAAGCCGUCUACCGCAUCCACCCCCCCAGCAAAGGCAAGAACGUCCUCGUGGUCUGCGGACCCGGCAAUAACGGCGGCGACGGACUCGUCGCAGCCCGUCAUCUCGCGCAAUACGGCUACACGCCCUCAAUCUACUACCCGAAGCCGGGCAAAAACGAGCUCUACCAGCGCCUAACAACCCAACUAAAAUCCCACUCCGUUCCCUUCAUCACGGACCUGCCCAUCGCCAUAAAAACCUCCGACCUCCUCAUCGACGCGAUCUUCGGGUUCUCCUUCGGGGGUCCUCUCCGUGAGCCCUUUCCAACCAUCAUAUCGCAGAUCGAGACGGCCUCGAUCCCCGUGCUCAGCGUCGACGCGCCCAGCUCAUGGGACAUCGAGAAGGGACCGCCCGAGAAGGGGCCCGGGUCGAAGUUCAUGCCGGAGGCGUUGAUCAGUCUGACGGCGCCGAAGCCGUGCGUGAAGUUUUACAGGGGGAGGCAUUUUCUCGGGGGCAGGUUUUUGACGAAGGAUAUUGUGGAGAAGUAUGGGUUGGGGUUGCCGGUUUAUCCCGGCGUGGAGCAGAUUGUGGAGGUGGGGGUUGAUGUGGAUGUGGAGGGGGAGGGGGAGGGGAGGCUUUGA
This is a messenger RNA of Aspergillus heteromorphus CBS 117.55, 942 nucleotides long. Its product is annotated as NADHX epimerase. The transcript has 4 exons. NCBI's taxonomy places the organism in Eukaryota, Fungi, Ascomycota, Eurotiomycetes, Eurotiales, Aspergillaceae. Gene Ontology annotation, cellular component: mitochondrion. Gene Ontology annotation, molecular function: NAD(P)HX epimerase activity. The record is from RefSeq and is a predicted model, not a curated record. Bases 139 to 942 code for a protein of 267 amino acids.